Molecule: messenger RNA, 469 nt
Organism: Carlito syrichta (Philippine tarsier)
Lineage: Eukaryota; Metazoa; Chordata; Mammalia; Primates; Tarsiidae
Gene: S100A14
Product: S100 calcium binding protein A14
Exons: 3
Coding region: 85-399 (104 amino acids)
Biological process (GO): positive regulation of granulocyte chemotaxis; response to lipopolysaccharide; positive regulation of monocyte chemotaxis
Cellular component (GO): perinuclear region of cytoplasm
Molecular function (GO): chemokine receptor binding
Source: RefSeq, a predicted model, not a curated record
UUCCACUAGGUGGAUCAUGAGCCAUCAGUUCCUCUGGGGCAGGCUAUAGGACUACAGAACUCUCACCACAGGACCAAGUGCACCAUGGGACAGUGUCGGUCAGCCAACGCAGAGGAUGCCCAGGAAUUCAGCGAUGUGGAGAGGGCCAUUGAGACCCUCAUCAAGAACUUCCACCAGUACUCCGUGGAGGGGGGAAAGGAGACACUGACCCCCUCUGAGCUACGGGACUUGGUCACCCAGCAGCUGCCCCACCUCAUGCCGAGCAAUUGUGGGCUGGAAGAGAAAAUUGCCAACCUGGGCAGCUGUAACAACACUAAGCUGGAGUUCGGGAGUUUCUGGGAGCUGAUUGGAGAAGCCGCCAAGAGUGUGAAGCUAGAGAGCCCCGUCCAGGGGAGUUGAGAACUCGCCCUGGAGUCCUUGGGGGGUGUCAGGGAGAGACUGUGGGCCUGGAAAUAAAACUCUCCUCCAC